Molecule: messenger RNA, 3320 nt
Organism: Salvelinus fontinalis (brook trout)
Lineage: Eukaryota; Metazoa; Chordata; Actinopteri; Salmoniformes; Salmonidae
Product: choline/ethanolaminephosphotransferase 1-like
Exons: 10
Coding region: 279-1556 (425 amino acids)
Biological process (GO): phosphatidylethanolamine biosynthetic process
Cellular component (GO): Golgi apparatus; endoplasmic reticulum membrane
Molecular function (GO): ethanolaminephosphotransferase activity; diacylglycerol cholinephosphotransferase activity
Source: RefSeq, a predicted model, not a curated record
CAAUAAAACUUAAAGAAGAACCCUGAGUGGGACCCGAGGUGUUGUUGAUCCUACCUGCAGUAACGCUCGCUGAGGGCUGUUGCAUCUUUACUACGCCGUGAACGGGAAGACUACUGCUACAACCCUACCAAGGAGUCAUUCGACGCACUGUGAAGUGCCCCGACCGUCGGACACCCUGCCCUCUUUACUUGGCAGUGUGCAGCUCCAUUGUGGAGUCCCAGCAAGUGGCGGGGGAGGCUGAGGCAGCCUGAAGUAGAGGGCACUGUGCUAGCAGGGCCAUGAGCACCACUGGGUACCAGCAGCAACAGGGGGGUGUUCGGACACGCCGAGGCCCAGUCAAGGAGAGGGAUCCUGGGCAGGGUGUUGGCAUGGAGGCGGCCUGCUGGCUGGCCCCUGGAGCCCUGCGUAGGCUGAUUGAGCUGCCCACUCCCCCGCUUGACCGCCAACAGCUGAAGAGACUGGAGGAACACAGGUACAGCAGUGCAGGUCACUCCCUGCUGGAGCCUCUGAUGCAGUGCUACUGGGAGUGGCUGGUGGGCCAUGUGCCCACCUGGAUUGCCCCCAACCUCAUCACCAUUGUGGGCCUGGCCACCAACGUAUUCACCACCCUGGUGCUGGUCUACUACUGCCCCACUGCCACUGAACAGGCACCGCUGUGGGCAUACCUGCUGUGUGCGGUGGGCCUGUUUGUGUACCAAUCACUGGAUGCCAUUGAUGGGAAACAGGCCAGACGAACUAAUAGCAGCUCUCCGCUGGGUGAACUGUUUGACCACGGCUGUGACUCCCUCUCCACAGUGUUUGUGGUCCUGGGCACCAGUAUAGCAGUGCAGCUGGGCACCAACCCUGACUGGAUGUUCUUCUGCUGUUUCGCUGGCAUGUUCAUGUUCUACUGUGCCCACUGGCAGACAUACGUCUCCGGCACCCUGCGCUUCGGCAUAUUUGAUAUUACAGAGUUACAGAUCUGUCUAGCGCUGUUACAGAUGCUGACAGCCACUGUAGGCCCCUUCCUGUGGAACGUGACGAUCCCAGUCAUAAACAUCCAGAUGAAAAUAGUUCCAGCCAUCUGCACUUUCUUAGGGGCUAUCUUUUCCUGUACUAAUUACUUCCGGGUUAUAUUUACCGGAGGUGUGGGCAAAAAUGGAUCCACAAUAGCAGGAACCAGUGUCCUAUCUCCUGUGUUACAUAUAGGCUCAGUAAUAAUACUGGCCAUGAUGAUCUAUAAGAAGUCCGCUAUCCAGCUCUUUGAGAAGCACCCCUGUGUUUAUAUCCUGGCCUUUGGCUUCGUGUCGGCCAAGAUCACCAACAAAUUAGUUGUAGCACAUAUGACAAAGAGUGAGAUGCAUCUACAUGAUAUAGCAUUCCUGGGGCCAGGCCUGCUGUUCCUGGACCAGUAUUUCAACAGUUUUAUUGAUGAAUACCUGGUGCUGUGGAUUGCACUGAUCCUGUCUUUCGUUGACUUGGUGCGUUACUGUGUCAGUGUUUGCAACCAGAUCGCCUCCCAUCUUCACAUCUUUGUCUUCAGAAUCAAGCCACUGACCCCCUCCACCCUUCAGUGAGGACAUGGAACCAUUACAUUCUCCCCCCCCCCCCACCUCUCUCCCUCUCUUUCUUCAUGUUAGAUUGCUAGUCGUCACUAUCUUUCUUUACCCUUUUUAAAUGUGUUGGGGUGGAUCUAUUACCGGUAGAGAUUCAGAGUGAAUGAGGGGAUAGAUGAAAUGAGGUGUUAAGUUAUUUUCCAUCACUGCUUUGUGCAAUUUGUGUUGAUUUCAUCUUGUUACAGUAGUCAGAUUCCUAGACAAAAAUAAGGUGAAUGCACCAAUUUGUAAGUCGCUCUGGAUAAGAGCGUCUGCUAAAUGACUUAAAUGUAAAUGUAAUGAUUAGUCCCUUUUUUCUGCAGUGAAUGGUCACAUAGGAAAUGUACUGAGUGGUCUCCUCUGUGCCAGAGAGGGUAAAUUAGUGCAAGACUGCAAUGGGUUUGAAUAGGUGCUACCUUAUUCAUUUAAUAAUUGUGUUAUUGUACUUUAAAACAAACAUUGUGUUGAUGGUAUGUUUGUUCUCUACAAGAAAAUGUAGAGCAUAGGAAGUGAUUUACACAGGAUGUCUGUCUGCUUUCAGUUUUGUUUCAGAGGAGUGUUGUCUUUAUUAUAUAUAGAGGGAUGGGAUUGUUUUGUAAUAUUUGCAUAACCUCACUUUUCAGUUUCAUAAAUAUAUAACUAUUAGUGUUGAUAGUUGUGCUGUUUUCUAUUAUUUCAAAAUGUCUCACCUGGCAUAUCUAUCAAUCUUGCGUAGGUGGUAUUAUUAACUCUGCAAUAAUUGAUUGCAUUUAAAUUAUGAUUUCUGUAAAACAUUACAUAUGUAAACAUGUUAUUUUAGGGCGCCCCUGAUCAAUGGCUUACAACAAAUUAUUGUAAACGAUUCAAAUAGUAUUGCACCUUUUGAAAAGAUGGGUGUCUCGAGCCUCGUUUUAACUAGGCAAGUCAGUUAAGAACAAAUUUUUAUUUACAAUGUCAGCCUAGGAACAGUGGGUUAACUGCCUUGUUCAGGGGCAGAACGACAGAUUUUUACCUUGUUAGCUGGGGGAUCUAGCAACCUUUCGGUUACUGGCCCAACGCUCUAACUAGGCUACCUGCUGCCCCAACACAAUGUAUUGAAAGUUGAAUUUGACUGAUAAUGUAGGGCUAUCCAGAGCUUGUUUAUAUCUACAAUCUAAGGACAUGUUUUCUAAGUUUACUUUAAAAAAUAUAUUUUAAAAUUACCUUCUAACAAAAAAACUUGACACAACUUUCUUUAUGUAGCACGUUCUGCACUGUGCCAGGUCCACAUACAGCAAUUAAGUGUUUUGGGAGAUUUGGAGAGCUUUCAUGUGAAACAAAAAGGAUAUUCUGACUGUGCCCUAAUCAUAUUUGUAUCUACAUACCAGCAGUCUGCUUAUUCAGUCAUCAGAAUAAUAGAAAUGGACUUAUUUCUCUGUAAUGUUGUUGGUAUGUAAGUUACUGAGCUCAUACAACAAUGUGUGCGUAUAGUUGCUGAUGUCAGAUCAGUGCUCUCAUUGUACUAGUCAUUCUCAGAUAAGUAAAAGGAUGCCUUAAACAGUUGGAUUUUCUGUUGUAUGAUAGUCAAGCCUCUUAACAUGCCCCUAAUUUGUUUCCUUUGUGUGUUUACGGUGUUUUCGCUCGUUACCGUUUUAUUUUGGCCAGACUGUCAAACUCAGGUAUAUUAGUUUUCAGACAAGUAUGUUCAUAGGUUGUAACAAAAGAACAAGAUCACUCUACAAUCUCUCCCUCACUAAUGCAAAUAAAAUGUAAUAUUCACACAUGUAA